GUCGUCAGUGAAAUCGUCAGCCCUUUUUACCUAAUAUGGUCACGCACGAGGUUGAUUGACGGCCCUGGGUUCCCUUGGCUCGCUCCGAACAGUAGACGGCACUUAGCCUGCUGAGCGGAGCAGCCAAAAAAAUUUAACUUGGAAUUUUAAAGAGCAAAGAUUGCAAUCGGGUGCAUUCGGCAAUGCGGAAAUAGAUGGACGUUUCAUGCCACUGAGCUUGCAUCCACAGUCUUGGGUCGCAGAUCAGAAGCGCUCAGACCAGUAAAACGGGAUUGCAUGAUUUAGCGGAGCGCAAUUCAAUUCCACGCUGUAUGUUUUGGUAUAUGUUUGCUUUGGAGGACAGCGGACACGCAGUUUUGGGAUCUCAAGGAUUUUUUUAAAUGUGUUUUUUUAUUUUAUUUUAUUUUUCUUGAAUAAGUGGGUUAUCGUUUUUGGAGAUCAAAAGAUUGCUUUGUGACUGUCAAGCGUCAACAUGGACGUGUUAGCAAAUCACAGUAUUUUUCAAGAGCUGCAGCUGGUGCACGACACCGGCUACUUCUCCGCUUUGCCUUCCCUUGAAGAAAAUUGGCAGCAGACGUGCCUGGAGCUGGAGCGCUACCUGCAGACGGAGCCCAAGAAGUUCACAGACCCCUUCGAUGAAGACUUAGACUGCCUCUUGACGCCUUCCUUCAUGAAGGUUGAAGUCGAGGACCCCCAGGACUCCUUACUGCUCUCAGAGCAGCCUAACCCCACGGGACUCCUCAUUUCCCAGGACAGGGUCCUGCUGAAGGCCCCCCUGAGUGUCCAGACAGCAGACUCCAUGACCAAAGAGGCAUGCGCCGGCAUGGGGGGAGGCGUGAACGCAGCCCAGCUCAGCGCCGUCACCUCCCUCACUCCACCCUCCUCCCCCGAGCUCGGCAGACACCUCAUCAAACCCCCGCAGACGCUCACGGCCGGCGCCGACGGCACGCUCACACUCAAGCUGGUGGCGAAGAAGAUCGGCACAGGGGCUGCCAAGGUGGUCGCUGUGGCAACUCUGCCCUCCCCGACGAAGGGGGCGCAGAGUGAUGGGGAGCAGGGGGCCGUUGGCAGCAGAACAGCUGAAACUACCCCCGAAAACAAGAAGCGGGUCCAUCGCUGCCAGUUCAACGGCUGCCGCAAGGUUUACACAAAGAGCUCCCACCUAAAAGCACAUCAGAGGACACAUACGGGGGAGAAGCCUUACAAGUGUUCGUGGGAGGGCUGCGAGUGGCGCUUUGCACGGAGCGAUGAGUUGACGAGGCACUACAGGAAGCACACUGGAGCCAAACCGUUCAAGUGUAACCACUGCGACAGGUGUUUCUCCCGGUCCGACCACCUGGCUCUUCACAUGAAGAGACAUAUCUGAGGAAGAACUCUUUUAAAAAAAAAAUAUAUAUAUAUAUAUAUAUAUAUAUAUAUAUAUAUAUAUAUAUAUAUAUAUAUAUAUAUAUAUUAGAGAGAGAGAGAGAGGAAGCUGUAGACAGUUCUGCACAACCGGAAGGAGGCCCGAACACAUCUUGAAGAGCACAGAAUACACUCGGCUUGUCCUGUCUUGAGGAAGGAGAGUAACAGAAGAAAGAAAGAGAGCUGAAAAAAAAGAGCAUAGAAACCUUAACUCUUUUACUUGAUUGGUCAUGCCUUACCCAGCCUGGUGCUGGAGUCAGACACUGCCAAACGAUUGCUGAAACAAUCACGCCUCAUUUAUUUGGCGGUGUUCCUGUUGCUAUGGAAACCCAAGAGGAUUGCAUUGAUUAUCCGCCAUUGCAUACGACCUUCAUUUAAAUUGUCCACAUUUUUUUUUUUUUUUUACUUGGAGGUGAAAUGUGUAAAAACUAAUAAGCCAAAACUGAGAAAACAAAUCAAAAACUGGUGGCCACACCUGAUCCCCCUAACGCUUUGGGGAAUCUCUUAAAACUUCUUGUAAUGGCCCCUCCUAGACCUCCCCCUCUGCUCGCUCCAAUCUGGAGGUGUCAUUCCUUUCCACGCCAGUGACCUUCAAGGCACCUGACUGGGCAGUGACACUUUGUUGCCUCUUCUUCGGAUCUGAAAUGUCUUAAAACUCACAAAAAUGGUUGCUUUAUUUGUGUGCGUGUGUGUGUGUACAUCUACAGACAACAUGCUACAGUAUGCACUAGCUAAUCCAGACUUCAACAUAGAAAAAAAGACAAGAAAAGGUUUCAUGAUGGUCAAAAAGGAGGGGGAAAAGCCUGGUUUCCUUAAAACAAUUUCAAAUGUAGACCAGAGCGUUCCUCUCGUGACUUUCCCUUCUGGAUUAGGCCUCAUUCUUGAAAACUUGAAACGCUUGUUUGCAAACUUGAGAGCUCUGCGUCCUUCCUGGAACUGCACUCUGUCUUAGGAGGCCGUCUGCCCACAGCAAACGGCCUUUCAACAUUCUACAUGGCUAAACUUUGCAACAAGCAAGCCCAGGAGCACAGGAUGCAUUGGGUCACACAAACUUUGCCCAUCUCUUACCUGUCAGCUGCACUGACUUUUUAAAUGUUAGCUGUGCUUUUUUUUCUCUAUAAAACAAAUUAAAAAAAAAAAAAAAAAAAAAAAAAAAAAAACCUAAAAAAAAGACAAACAAACAACAACAACAAAAAAAAGGUUUUCUUUCCUGACAGAUUUUCUUUUAAAGAAAAAAAAAAAGUACCCCAUUUGAUCUCUGCACGGCAGAGCCACAGAUUACAGAAUGAUCGGUUCUGAAGUCAAACUUGUCACUGUACACACUUAGUAGAAAUGGUUUAAAUCAUAUUCAAAUGUCUCUCUGGUCUCAUAUUCUGCAACCCUUCCCAGGCAUCUAUGGGUCUCCGCAAUGAGAGUCACCUCCAGAAAAACAUUGUCAUUGUUAAGUACAUAACGAUGACUGCUGACGAUCUCCCAGUCAGACUCUUAAUUAAGACUUCUUACGGACGCAUAGAAACCAGGCCUUGGAAGUGAUGGCAGCCAGUGGGCUGCUGCUGCUGCAUAUGGCACACCUGAACCACAAACACUGGCGCUAAAGAGAAAGAGUUAACACAUGUUUCCACACUUUCAAUCCUGAAAUUGAAGUUGACAGUGUUGAAGGUUUGAAGUAAUUGUAGUCUGGUUCCUUUUUAAAGUUCACAAAUGUUUUAUAUUGGCUCCCCAAAAGAAAGUUGCGUUCGUAAAACCACGUAACCAUGAACGAUCAGUUUUUGGGGUCCAGUGUUUUUUUUUUGUUUGUUUUUUUUGGGGGGGGGGGGGGGGGGUAGCAGGAUUGAAUUAAAUGUGGUGCAUGUGUUAUUUCACCAUUCCAUGUCAACAUUCAGUUAAACGUUCCGUUGGUGCCUGUGUGUCUUUAAUGAACAACUUGUAGACUGCAAACUUUUGAAAAUGCAGCACGCCUGCGCAGAACCAACACAUGCUCAGAAAGAGGCAAUGUGGGGAGCUAAUGUGCUAUGUCCUGUAUGUGGCCAGUUUGUAUUACCAAAAAAAGAGCAUGGUCCAUUUUUUGUUAUUGUUUUAUGCUUCCUGUUGUGUAAAAGUGUCAUCCAAUGCUAUUUUGAAACACUUUAUUACAGAUCAAAUUCCUCACUACUUCCAUGCACAGUCAGCUAUGGUUCUGGGCUCCCCCAGGUUAAUUCUCAUCAGUGCUGAUUGACCCAGUCAGAACAUUGUGGUGCUUUUGAGGUGCUUAGACUGGGGCACUGAACACUGAAAUCACAUGGGUCAGGUCUGUCCCAUCUGUUCCGUCUCUCAUUUAGAAAUAACAAAACAAACUCUUUACACUCGUAUUUCUAAUAUAUAUGAACUCCACUCGCCAGGAAACUGACCAAGAAAUCAAUCAAACGAAGGGAGCGCUUUUAUAUAUCCAGUCUCUGGAGUUUGUUACAGUUUGUUUGUUUUUUUAUUUAUUUAUUUUAUUUUUUUUAAAUAGGACUUACACCUAUUUAUGAAUAAAUGUUACAAGUUAUUAUUGUUGUUGUUAAUCAUAUUAUUAUAGCAAUAUUAAUAAUACAAGAUUAGCAACAACAAUGAUCAAGUGCAUGUUUUGUAAAAUUAACCAAAUGUAUAAAAAGGGUUGAUUGAUUUUGAAAUCAAUCCUCGUUUAUUUAUUUAUUUUUUUGGAGGGGGGGGGGGGGGGAGGCGCUGUUUUAUAUAUAUAAAAAUAAGCUAUAAUGCAACUAAUAAAAUCUAUGAACCUGUAUGAGUUUGACAACGAUCAUUUUCCCAAAUAGAGUUUGUUUUCCCAAUUCCAAAGCACAACUACAGUCCGUACACAGUGAGGGUCUGUGUUGUGAAAGCGCACGGUUAUACUUUCCAAAGAUUUUGCACUGUGCCCCCGUUAACGCAGGAAACUCCCGCUUUUCCUUUGCGUCGCCCCUUUUAAACAUUGAGCCGGCUCCUUGUAAAAAAUAAUAAUAAUAAUGUUUGGUCUCUGGGUGCAUAAAUAUGGACGAUCAUUGGAUCAUCUACCAGGAGACAGUUAGUUAAUAUGGACGAUCAUUGGAUCAUCUACCAGGAGACGGUUAAUAUGGAAGAUGAUUGGAUCAUCUACCAGGAAACGGCUAAUAUGGAAGAUGAUUGGAUCAUCUACCAGGAAACGGUUGUAUGCAUUAGCCAGACCAGAGAUUUUAAGGUCAUAUAGCUAGGCUUAUUGACACAACAAAUGUACAAAGUUAUGUGGAGUGGCUAUAGUUAUUUAAAGUAGCUGUUGCCUAUAGCCAUGCAGAUCACGCAUAUUUGCAAAUGGCAUCCGCAGGCUUCAACGUCUGAUCCCUACCAGUUGUGAUGAAUGAAAGUGUUCCCCUUCCAAGCCUCAGCCUCUGUAUAACAAUGUCACUCCAUUGAUAAGAGCACGCUGUCUGUAUACUGCUCCCCUAGUCUGUCUGCUGGAACCUGUCUGUGUCAUGUGUCCACAUAGCUGUUCAUGUCUGGAUUGUUAAAGAUGCAGUACCCUGUCUGACCAGCAGGGACUGAGUAACCCCCUCCCCUCAGGAAUCCGGCAGUACCACCAGUACGCCUCCAUGCAUCAGUGCACCUCUAUUUCCAGCACUGGAAACUGCUUUUAAACCACUAGAGCUAAUGCAAACCCUUAAUAAUCUGCACCACAGGAGGUGCCGUAACUGCAAGAUCGCUGUAAUGACAUUGAAAUGUCUGUUUGGGUUUGGACAGGGAAAUCAUCCAAAACAUUCCUGGAAAAUGAGAAUCUGUUUCUGUAACAGCUGGCUAGGGAAAAACUGCCCCAUGGCCUUAUUAAUGGGUACUGCAUCUUUAUAUAUAUAUAUAUGUGUGUGUGUGUGUGUGUGUGUUUUUCACAUAAUCAGUGUGUAAGUGUAUUCAGUCAGAGCUCCUCCUCCCUCCACCUUGCACUACUCCAGUAUGUAAGACCCUGCGUCCUCGAUUCCGAGCAGUGGGUUUUAUCCGCAGUGCCACGGGGGCUGUGUUCUCCACUGUCCUGCUGGGGUGAGUGAGCUGCAAGCUUUGAGUCGUGGGUGAGGAAGGUGUCCAAGUGCAGGGCGUAUUCCUCCAUUGUGUACUAUUGCUAUACAUUUCUACAGGCCUGUUUUUAUUUUGCUUUAAUCUAUAAUUUGCAAGGGAUGGGUUUUGACGUAGCUCACUGCCCGUGGUGGUGGCUCAGUCAGGCGCCUGCCUGCAUGUUUUGAACGUUGAUGCUAAUGUUUGUUUUUUCAUUACCUCUCAUGGUCUGAGGACCAGCCACUGUGUGGCUUUAGGGUUCCCGAUUGUGGGAAAUUGUUGUAAAAAAAAAAUAAUAAUAAUAAUAAUACUAAAUAAAUAAAAAAAGUUGAAAUGCCCAAGGUGAACCACAGAGUGAGAAAUACUGUAGAGUCACUGUACAUUGCAUCUGCUCCCUCCCCCUCCCUUCCGUAGUCUUGACAUGCAAAGAUGUCUCACAGAUACACAGCAUGUCUCUUUUACAUUGUUCAUUCUAUCAGUGUGGAGCUGUGCUUGCCCAGCCUGUUAUCCUCGAUUCAAUCACUGGGAGUGCAAUGUUCACACACACAAACGGCCCCCACGUGCAAACACCUUAUUUUCCUCCAGUGUAAAAUUUGCACCGUUUUUGUGAACACUGUCUGGGGAUGUUAAUUUAAGGGAUCACUUUGUUGCUUGUAGUUCUGUAACGUCACAGGUGCGCUCUGUUCAUGCACAGUGCAGAUCAGCUUUGAUAAACAUGGGAUCUUCAGCUAGAAAUCACAAAGCUCUCUGAGAGGACUGUAUUGUCAUUUGGGAGCGAGGGGCAUAUUUUCCCUUUGGCUUGACACACAGAGGCUCCACAGCCCCUUUGACACCAGUGGCACUCUGCACUCCGAAUUCCUGCGCUGUUCUCAGCUGCACAGCACCACUUUUGCUAACCUGAAAAUAUUCACUUUAACUUUUUUUUUUUUUUUUUUUUAAAUAAUAAUAAUUGUCAUUAGUAUGAUUUAUUUAUUUAUUUAUUUAUGGUUAAAAAAGAUUCCCAGGACAGCCCCCCCCCCACAGUUGAGUGCCUGUCUGGUUUUAAUGGCAAGGUUGCAUUGAGGCACAGUAAACAGGAGUCCCAUUGCUCUCCAGUGUAUUAUAAUUGUAUAGGACCUAAAACUCCCCUAAACCCCAGGACCCUAUACUCCCACUGUGUCAACCCCCUCAUUUAAAAUGAUUGGCUGUUUAAAGAGGUUCCUCUUUGGGAUUUCUCUUUGGGGUUCUUGAAGCAGAUCAGCCUUUUCCAGCUUUUGGAUGUUUUGAUUCCAAGCUUUACCACAAUUCACAGAUUGAUUUUCAACGCGUUGAGGAAUGCGAUAAAAGAGUCUCCAUUGCACCUUGGUUUUGUUCUUAAACGUGGAAUGACUUUGAUAAACACUCCAGCCUGUCCUGUGCUUUUAUUUGUUUAAUUUCCACCUCCUUUUUUUUGCUGUACAAAGUGUUUUAAAAAAUAUUAUUAUUUGUAUUAUAUGAUGUUAGUAAGGUAAUGUUCUUUAUUAAGGAAGAAGAAAAUUUAUUUUUGUUACUGGUCUGUUUCAUAAUUCUUUUUUAAAUUGGUAUUGUAAGAUAUCUAUGCAAGAACUGUUCUGUGGAGCAUUUUUAUUUAAGAAUGUAAUAUGUGUAAUAAAUGGUAGAAUCUG
Messenger RNA from Acipenser ruthenus (sterlet), 7079 nucleotides. Its product is annotated as Krueppel-like factor 7. The record is from RefSeq and is a predicted model, not a curated record. NCBI's taxonomy places the organism in Eukaryota, Metazoa, Chordata, Actinopteri, Acipenseriformes, Acipenseridae. Gene Ontology annotation, molecular function: RNA polymerase II cis-regulatory region sequence-specific DNA binding; DNA-binding transcription factor activity, RNA polymerase II-specific. The coding region runs from base 473 to 1366 and encodes 297 amino acids. The transcript has 4 exons. Gene Ontology annotation, biological process: regulation of transcription by RNA polymerase II.